GAGACCGCCCGGUGCCUUUACGGCACGUUACGGUCACACGUGUUGUAGUCGCAUGGAAUUUCGGCACAGCGGUCUGGAGUGUAGCCGCUUGGUCAAAUUUAGCAUUUGAGGAAAAUGUCGUUCAGAGGAGGAGGACGAGGUGGUGGAAGAGGUGGAGGUUUCAACCGAGGUGGUGGAGGAUUUGGACGAGGUGGAGGAGGAUACGGUGGAGGCAGAGGUGGUGGAGGAUUUGGACGGGGUGGUGGAAGAGGGGGUUUCAACAGACAGCAAGACUAUGGACCUCCUGAAUAUGUUGUUGCAGUGGGAGAGUUCAUGCAUCCAUGUGAAGAUGACAUUGUCUGCAAGUGCACAACAGAGGAAAACAAGGUUCCCUAUUUCAAUGCCCCAGUGUACUUGGAAAACAAGGAGCAGAUUGGAAAAGUGGAUGAGAUAUUUGGCCAGCUCAGAGACUUUUAUUUCUCAGUAAAACUUUCUGAAAAUAUGAAGGCAUCUUCAUUCAAGAAACUACAAAAGUUUUAUAUAGAUCCAAUGAAGCUACUACCACUGCAGAGAUUCCUCCCGAGGCCACCAGGAGAAAAGGGGCCUCCAAGAGGAGGCAGAGGUGGGGGUAGAGGUGGAGGAAGGGGUGGUGGUCGUGGAGGUGGUUUUCGAGGAGGCAGAGGUGGAGGUGGCCGUGGUGGAGGAGGAGGCCGUGGUGGAGGAGGCUUCAGAGGAAGAGGAGGUGGCGGUGGUGGACGUGGAUUCAGAGGUGGGAGAUGAUCUGACUCUGAUGGUUCAUUGUGACCAUCACAUCCUUGUGGUCACUCUCGCAGCUAAAAGGUUAUGAUCUGUGUCAGAUCCUGGCCUGUUGGACUCAUAUGAAGAUUGUCUCUAUUUGUAGAGUUGAUUUUCCUGUUCUAUUUUAAUUUGUUUUUAUUUUUUACCAGUUAUGGAAGAUUGCUGGAUCUUCAAGAUUUGUAUCUAAAAUGUAUUCUUGUAGCUGGAACCUUUUUGAGUCAUUUGUGGGGAUUAUUGUAUAUUUGUGAGAAGAACGACAGGCGUUUGAACAUAUUCACAAACCUCCGUGUCCAAACGUCUUCAUGUGCAGGAUGUCAGACUUGUUUUCAGCUGAAAACAUUGGUAGUUUGUAAUAUAAAGAGUUACCAUUGCAAUCAAAUGCCUCAAUUAAAAAAAGGUGCUUUGUAA
Messenger RNA from Neolamprologus brichardi, 1185 nucleotides. It is a transcript of the gene gar1, whose product is annotated as GAR1 homolog, ribonucleoprotein. Gene Ontology annotation, molecular function: box H/ACA snoRNA binding. The record is from RefSeq and is a predicted model, not a curated record. NCBI's taxonomy places the organism in Eukaryota, Metazoa, Chordata, Actinopteri, Cichliformes, Cichlidae. Gene Ontology annotation, cellular component: box H/ACA snoRNP complex. Gene Ontology annotation, biological process: ribosome biogenesis; snoRNA guided rRNA pseudouridine synthesis.